Messenger RNA from Larimichthys crocea (large yellow croaker), 2952 nucleotides. RefSeq names its product askopos (gene s100pbp). The record is from RefSeq and is a predicted model, not a curated record. The coding region runs from base 96 to 1976 and encodes 626 amino acids. Lineage: Eukaryota; Metazoa; Chordata; Actinopteri; Sciaenidae. The transcript has 8 exons. Gene Ontology annotation, molecular function: calcium-dependent protein binding.
UAAAAGUUUGAAUUUGAACACUGCCCCACCCACAACACUUAACUUCCUGCGCAGUGCACGUUCAUGCGCAUGGCCGUCAGAGCGAAGCGCGUGUGAUGAGCGGGAGGAGAUUUUAUACCAAACUUUUGAAAGAAACUGGACUUUACACGAAGAGAGGCAAAAAAAAAGUGGUUGACAUGGCUCACACAGACAAUGCAGACACAAAGAGCACGAUUUUCAGUCGGCUCAAGCCAAUCAAGUUUGAACACUUAAAGCCCAUCUCGGCAUAUUCGCGGUUCAUCACUUGUGAUCAACAAAACGCCAGUCUGCAUCAGUCCUCUAAUCCGUUCAUAAAUUUAAAAAUUGAGGUGGUGAACAAUUGUCAGAAGAAAAGGAAAUUAGAUUCAAGUCCCGAUGAUUGUUAUGAGACUCCAGCAAAAAAGGACUUUAGUCCACAGGCUUUGUCCCCAGAUCUGGGGUGUUUUAUGGACUUCUCCAGCCCACCUACAAAACAGGACUGCGUGUCCCCUCUUGCCACCUCUAUGCCUGCGUUGUUAAAUAAAACACAAGCUAUCAGGAGUGAAGAAGAACAAAGUUCAAGCUCUGAGCCACACUGGAAGAUGCACUUAAAUGCAACGCCCUUUGACCUUGACGUUGACGACAUAUUGUGCCUAAAUCCCCUCAGCACAUAUGCUACUGGAGCGUUUUCUGAUAACGUACAGCGCUGCACAAGUCCAAAUAGUGACACGUUUCAGAAUAAGCCAGCCUUAGCUCCCAAUGUGGCACACAAAACAGAACUGGGACGAGGAGACGGACAAGUGAAGGAAGAACAAGAAGAGCCGAAGGAAGAAAUGCACCUGAAUGUGAAAGAUGUGGAGGAGGACAAGGGUUAUUUCUCCAUGUCCUACCUGAAGGACCACAAAAUAGGAGUGGACUCUCCUCAGCUGCCUCCAGUUACCUGUAGCCCCCUCAGGAGAGGUGAAGAUGAACGCCAGCCUGAAAGUGCACCUGAGCCCGGUUGUCACAAACAAGCUGUGCUGCCCGGACAAGAUUUUUCCUUCACAGUUCUUGAUUCUGGUCCUGUUGUAAGAGGGCCGCUGGUGAAACCUGCGGACUCACUCUUUGAGCCUUUAGAAGGUGACGUCGAAGAGAUGUGGAACAUUGGUUCCCCCCUGUUUGAAUCCUCUGUGUGUAACAACGUCACUGUGAAGUUGAGCGCCGAUAGUGAGCAGAGUAGACAGGUGUCAGAGGAGGUGAGGGGAGAGGUGAUGGAGGCUGUCGAUAAGUGUCAGGCCACGGUCGGCAGAGAGGAAUCCACUUUGGACACCAGUUAUGAAACUACUUUACCCCUUCAAGUACAGGUGAAGUCAGUUGUAGUGGCUCUCGGUCAUCACGCUGCCAGCAGCGAGCCAGCAGCGCCUCUUCUGCCAUACCAGGGGCCAAAUUGUGUGAGGGGAGGCGUGAUGGAGGCUGUCGAUAAGUGUCAGGCGACGGUUGGCGGAGAGGAAUCCACUUUGGACACCAGUUAUGAAACUACUUUACCUCUUCAAGUACAGGUGAAGUCAGUUGUAGUGGCUCUUGGUCAACACCCUGCCAGCAGUGAACCAGCCGCACCUCUUCUGCCAUACCAGGGGCCAAAUUGUGUGAGCAAUGCCUGGACUGAAAGACCGGUGAUCGCUGACAGAGGAGUGAUUCUGGAGCGGGACAAACAGCUGUAUCUCCAAAUGGUCACCAGACACAUGAACGAGAAUCAAGGUGGAAAUAAAGAUGUCAUGACUGAGCUGCUGAACCUGAUGACCCACGUGGCUGAUCAGGCACAGGGCACUAAGGCCAAUCAGUGGCAGCAUCCUUCCGAUCUCACACGCAGGAACUACCAAAGAAGAUUUGGCAACACUACGCCCACAAUGUCCCUCCAGGAAUGGCAGGCCAAGAACCUUGCAACAUACAAGCGGUUUGCCCAGCUCCCAAAGAUUUUCAAAAGGAGCCCGUAUGACUGAAUUCAGAGUAUUCUUGUGAAUAGGGUGCACUUCAACGUGCUGGAAACUCUUAAUAUUCCAGCGGACCUCAUAAAUAUUAUCUUUACGUGUGUUUUUGGUUUCUCAGUUUGUGUUGCACUAUAUUUUUCUCACAACUAAUGCAUGUAAACAAAAAUUAAUGUGUGUUUUAAGGAGUUUUGGAAAUUAUGCUAAGAACUAAGCACUUAAGGGUUUCAAGGACCUCAAAUGCUUUGCCUUUUUACUGUGUUUGAAACUAUGCCUGUUUUAAUGUGUAUUUAAGUACGUUUUGUACUUGUGCUGUUUGACAUUUUGUCCUUUUUGCUUGUGAAAGUGUUCACCAUUCAUGUUUACUCAGGUUAGAAUAGACCAGCACUGACUUUCUUAAGUUUCUUGUUCUUCCUGUGUAUAAAAAAAAAAAAAAAAAAAAGUGCAUCUUGGGUCGAUGUUAGCCUCCCGUCGUUUUCUUUGGCGGAUUCUUUGAAUGACAACAGCAAGCAAUUUAAAAUAUAUAAACAAAUUUAGCAGGCAUGUUGGAGUGUAGCAUUCCUGCUACAUCGUUCUUGAGGCCAUAUUAUGGCUACAGUGUUAUAUAAGCCUGGAAAUGUUUACCAAGAGGUUGUAGUCACGCCUCUAGAAUAAUGUAAAUUGCCUCUUCUGCAAAUUUAAUUCGAGAUGGAGGGAACUGAUACGAACAUAGACUUACUUUGAAUUUAUAAUGUGAUUUAAUUUAUAGGUUUUGUGUGAGCAUAUAAAUAUUUUUCAACCAUACCUUCGAUUUGUCGUGGUUAAUCUAAACUGUCUAUGGACCUCUGGACAACCAUCAAAGUCUUACUAUAACCUGGAAAUUCUGCUUUUAUCAAAUGUAAAUUUUUUUUCAGCACUAAGAGCAAAAUUCCUUUCUCUACUUCCAUAUUUUGACGUGUCAACAAAAGUCUCCUUGGUGGGGAUUUAAAAAUGAGGCCGGUGAAAGUAAAAA